Messenger RNA from Portunus trituberculatus (swimming crab), 6433 nucleotides. RefSeq names its product protein bric-a-brac 1-like. Gene Ontology annotation, cellular component: nucleus. Gene Ontology annotation, molecular function: RNA polymerase II cis-regulatory region sequence-specific DNA binding; DNA-binding transcription factor activity, RNA polymerase II-specific; protein binding. Gene Ontology annotation, biological process: regulation of transcription by RNA polymerase II. The transcript is spliced from 8 exons. The record is from RefSeq and is a predicted model, not a curated record. Lineage: Eukaryota; Metazoa; Arthropoda; Malacostraca; Decapoda; Portunidae. The coding region runs from base 219 to 1745 and encodes 508 amino acids.
GGGCAGCCUUCACAGAAAACGUGGGAAUCGAUUGUUUUGAUUAGAUGCUGAUAGAUGGCAGCAGUAAUGAUCACCACCACUGGCUGUGUUUAUGCCGAGAUGUCAUCCUCCAUUAAUGGCUAAUACACUUCAGCAGGAGGCCGCGUUGCUGACCUGACCUCUCGUGGCCGUGUGAGGAGGGCGCGCGGGCCUGCUGGCGGCCUGGCCUCCCCUCCACCAUGCAGCACCUACCGGAGAUCCUGGAAGGCAGGAUGAACCAGGACCAGUUUCUUCUUAAGUGGAACAACCACCAAAAUAAUUUUGUUGAAGUAUUUAGUUACUUACGUACACAAGAUGCUUUUGUUGACGUUACACUGGCUUGUGAUGGAAAGUCUUUCUCGGCACACAAAGUUGUCCUCUCGGCAUGUUCACCUUAUUUCCAGACACUUUUCCAGACUAAUCCAUGCAAGCACCCAAUUGUCUUCCUAAAGGAUGUCAAAGGCCAAGAGUUGGAAGCUCUGAUAGAGUUUAUAUAUAAAGGAGAGGUAAGCGUGUCUCAAUCCGAGCUGGCUUCAUUAAUAAGUACAGCAGAGAACCUCAAGAUCAAAGGUCUGGCUGAACCUGACAGACCAGCAGAGAAGGUGGUCAAGAGAAUAGGCUCUCCUAACCGGUCCCAGAAUCCUACCUUACCUCCUCAGUCCACCCCGCCGACAGCCAUUGCGGUGGGGGUGGGGUUGGGGCUGAACCAGCACCUCCAAGUGUCAAAAUACCCCCCAUCUAGUCCCGUCGCCAAACGGAAAAAAACUGAGCAAUUUAAUGUUCAAAGUAGUUAUGUUGGUGUUAGAGAAAACCAAGAGGAGGUUGUGACAGUGGAAGCAGGGAAUGGUGAGAACUUGAGUCUCCGCGGGGAGAACCUUAGCUUGCGGGGCGAGAACCUAAGCCUGCGAGAACACCCUGCGCCGCAGGUGGUGUUAGUGCCGUCACAUGAGCCGCCGCCACACCAGCCAGAGAUAACUUCUCACGCGCCGCAGCCAUAUGCUAGUCACCACUGUCCCAUCGCCACGUCUGACGGCGUCCUCUACUCAGUCUCAGGGACGGCCAUCUACGCAGGGACGGCCCAAGUCAGCUCAUCAAGUCGGGUGGAGCAGCUGCCACGUGAGGUGUACCCACAAACAGAGCAAUACCACAGCAGUGAUGAGGGAACUGUGCCAGGCCCAUCAGGGGUGCAGGCCCAACCACACACUGACUCAUCAAUGACUAUAAAGUUAGAACCGGCGACGGCAGGAGUGUCUACGGAGAACUGGGAAGGCAGCAAUCAGAGCUAUGAGGAUGGAGGGGGGAGCAGUAGUGGGGGAGUGGUGGCCUCGGCGGGGGACCCCAUGAACAUGCCUCUCCCCCUCCACUCCGACAUAGCUGAGUCCUCACAACUCCACGAUUCCUCAAGAGGGUCGUGUGUGUCUGCCACUGCGCGCUGUCACGACAUGUCGGCCUAUACCAUUGGAAGUGGUGGGGAGGUGGUUGGAGGGAGUGGUGGAGGGGAAGGCGGUGGCACCAUUCGCAGACUGCUGGAGUGUGAACAUUGUCACAAGCACUUCACGUCGCGGUUCAACCUGCAGCGCCACCAACUGAUCCACACGGGUGCGAAGCCGUACGAGUGUCCCCUGUGCCACCAGCGCUUCAACCAGUCCGGGCACGUCAAGACCCACCUCCGCACCCGUCAUCCCACCCAGGAGGCUCAGUCGCUGGCGGAGCUGGCGAAGCUGUAGCCUUUAGCCCCCGGACCCUUGGUGGUGGCCUGUUCGUCCCAGGAUAUCGAGGACCACCCCGGCGCCCUGAGCUGUGCAUCCCCGCAGACUCAUGAGCACUUCGUGGUGUACAGUCCCGUCCGGGCAGAACAGACCGCGGUCUGCGUCUCUCCUCAGCCCAAGGAGCAGCAAACUUUCAUCUUCAGACCUUUCCAAACCCAAGGUGUUCGGACGAUGGCUCUAAAACAGUACCAAGACCAGGACCACCCGUGUCCUCCGCAAAUCCACAACGAGACUCCCACGCCCACGUCGCCGCCUCAAGUGGCAGAAGAGCGCGGCAUCGUGACGACGUCCUGGCGGCCGCGUGACGUUGUUCCCUCCAGUUCUGGCGUCCACGUAGCCACAUCUCCUGCAGCGCCGCCUGUUGUUCAAAUCAUAUCUCAGACAGCUCCGGCAGACCACCAGCCCACCACAGUGGAAAUAGAGCUGGACGUGGACCUGCUAAAAGCGUGGCCCUCGCAGGACAAACAGUACCAACCGUGAUGGGCCGCCGGUGCUUGUGGUGGCUGCGGCCCGGAACAUUGGCCUCACCCAAAAUAGCUUGACGUGUGCAGUGAGUAAGUGGUGUAUAUUUUUUUCAGUGUCAGAGUUUGUGAGUGAAUGGAGUUUGGUACAGAAGUGACCGCGAAUGACACCGACAUCAGUGAGUGGCCAGGCGGACUCAGUAUAUUAUACUCAUGACAGCAGCUCUUAUUCAGGUUACCUUAAUUUUUGUUAUAUUUAUUUAUAUUGUAAUUUAUUGUCCAGAGAUUAAUUAUGAUAAGUUAGAUAUUCGAAUAUGUGUUUGUUUAUAGAGACGGGGGCUCCGAAAACGACAACAACAACAGCAGCAGCAACGAGCCAUUGUGUUGGGUCUCUUACAGCGCCCACAUGGACCACGGCGGUGGCGCCACCAAGCUUAGCGUUUAUUUGUAAUCUUCGGCAUGGCUCAGGCUCUCCAGGAAAUGCUGCUCAGCAUCAGCGUUACUGCUCAGGAAUAUAGAGAGUAAGACAGACUGGCCGCAACACGGGUCAAGCUGUAGUGAUGCACUCAUCGUCUUCACGUCGUUUGAACGUUUGUAGUUUUAGUUCACCUUCACACACGCAUACGCACAUACGUACACGUCUUGACGUUUUCUCAGUUCACUGAAAUGGUGCGUGGGGUACUGCACCGCGAGACACUGCUGGGAUGCGUUGGAGCGUGAGCGGUGCAACGAGGCACCUGCUGGCACCAGGCACUCCUCCCGAUCCUUCUCUGUCCUCUGGUCCCGCAGCAUGGCUCCGCCCGCAACCUUGCCCUUGAUUCAGUCUUUUCGAUCUCUACCACAGAUUCGUUCAGUAUUUGACUACUGAGAAGCGGUCAAGUAAGACGCGGAAGAAAAGCUUAGCACAAUGAGAAAUUUCAUUGAUUUUGAAAUAUUGUUUAAGUUGUCACUAGUGUGGUGAGAAACGUGAGAGAGGAAUCGGUAAGGGGAUGAAUUUGGCAGCGGUGAGACACAAGCCAACAGCAGCCGUCACUUAUUAGUCAAUCCCUGAAAGUUACAGAAUAUGUCUGCAUAAUGGGACAGACGAACGUCCGGGCCAGAUGCUGUCCUGAGUUCAUUGAGUGACAAAGGCAUACUUUUUCAGGAACCCUGGUGUGUUCUUGGCAGUUUAUCUUCUGUAGGUGGUGUCGCGAAACCCUUCACUGUGCAGCAAGAUUUGCAUGCGCUGAGUUAGAGAUACGUUAGACUUAAAAUUGUCUCUGAAAAAGUAAUUCACCUAAAUCUUGACACCUCGCAGCAGCAUCACAGUUCCGCUAGGAAGGAGGGAGGAAGGGAGGGAGGGAAGAAAGGAGUGCCGCCCCGCGCCGCCAUGACACAAUCAUCGUUUGUUUCGUUGGUAUGAUGAUCCUGAGCCCAGUCAAGGAUUUCCACAUUUGCUUUGCCCGGUUUGCCUAAUCGUUAUCCAUCUUGCGCUGGAGAACUUUGGAGGAUAAUGUUGAGGCGUGUGCGUGGAUGUGGCAUGGCAUAGCGUGGCGUGUAGGAGGCGUGCAGGUCUGCAGGCAACGGGCAACAAGAGACACUGCGAUACUUCAAUACGUUUAGGUGGAGGUUCCGCCGCCACAAGUAUGUACAGCAUGCAGGCCAUUCAUCCCUGAGCGGUGCACACACCGGGUGCUCCCACUCACCUCACCACGCACGUCGCGAGCAGUGUGGCGUCACUUACAACGGUCAUAACAAUAAUUGAAUUUGGCAGCUUCCUUCGUCGAAAAGUGACAAAUUUCCUUUUUGUAUUUUUCUACAUAGAAGUGUUUGUAUACCGACCAACGCUCACCCUCGUCCCGGUGAGGGAUCAACAACACACACACACACACACACACACACACACGUACCAGUGGCAUCGCCGCAUAGGGAGCCUCGCAUCCUCGGGGCGGGACGGGGCGAUGCGGCCGCCGCGCUAUUCAGGUUCAGGUUCAUAGGUUUAAAGUGUGAAUUAAUUUUAUAUUGCUGCUUGACACAAAUAUUUUUUAAUGCCAUUCGAUGAUUUGUAAAUAUUUGCUUAGGUUUGUUUCUCUUAUUUCUAAGGAUAAAUUUGUGCCUCUGGUCCUCGUUUGGCACAAAUGUUCAGGGAUAAUAGGCUGAGGGAAUAAUGAUAAUAAUAAUAAUAAUAAUAAUAAUAAUAAUGAUAAUAAUAAUAAUAGUAAUAAAUAAUCAGGUGUUGACGCUUGCUGACUACCAGACUACAACCACUACCAGUUCAAAUUGCUUUUCAUUCCUGGCUGUUUACUCUUACGACUCGAAAUCAGAAAGCAGUUUUUGUACGCAGAAGAUUUCCAGCACAUAUAUUUUUUCCCUACAUUGACUCACCAUUGAUAAGUAGACGUAAGCUCUUGUUCCUGCUUUAGUAUGCUACACGACGGUUUGUGAAGUGAAAGUUCAAACUUAACCAGUGCGGGUUUCUUCCUGUUUUUUUUCUUGUACACACACACAGAGAGAGAGAGAGAGAGAGAGAGAGAGAGAGAGAGAGAGAGAGAGAGAGAGAGAGAGUAAUUAGGGAACACUUAAGUCAGGUUUUAACAAUAACACAAUUCACAUGCAUAUAUACACAAAUAAAAAGAGAAAACAAAAACAAAAGGAAAGAGAAGAACAAAUAAGAUUAACAUUUUGCUCAUUUGUACAGAGGAACCAUGUUGUCUGUGUACUAUUACGUGACUACUAGUGUUGUACUACGAGAGGUAAUACAUACUAACUUGCAUUUGCGCCGGGGGGGGAAGGAGAGGCAGGAACCGCGUGGCGUUGUACAUGACCUCCUGCCGAUCCAAGUAUUAGUACAUACCUCUACUCUUUCCAUGCACCGUAAUGUAGCUAUGUGCCAAAGGUAGUCUGUCACCGGUAGCGUUCAAGGAUUUUUAUAAUGGUGUGCGCGCGUGUCAGAGAGAGAGAGAGUGAGUGAGUGAGAGAGAGAUGUUUAUCUUUUAACUAAUGAUUUCCUCACCUCAGACUUGUUGUGCAUUUCAUAGGAUUUAUUUUGUAUUAUUAAUUGAUAUUAUUAUUAUAGUUUUGUUAUGUAGUGUGUACUGUUUGCUUUUUUUCUACCUUGUAUAUAUUUACGUCUCUGUGUAUGUGGAGGCGAUGCGAGUAAUACUGUAUCGCCUCAUGUGUUGGGAUCGGCGGGACAAACUAUAAAAGACCUUUUUCUGAAACGUUCCAUGCACCUCCACUAUAUACAAGAGGUUUUAGUUUAAAUUAUACGGGUUUUUUAUACUUUUUUCUAUAACAUAGUUUAGUGACAGAUUGACAUUUUAUUUUUGUUAUUGCCAUUAGCAGUAGAAAGGCUCUUGAAAACCCGGUAAUCAUCUCUGUGGCCUUUGAAAAUAGUCGUGGUGAGAGAGCAAUGUUUCAGAAAACGGGCUUUAACCUGGGGUGGUGUGGGAUAUGCAGGUUAGUGGAGGGAUAUUGGAAGGUGGGGUGACUGGUGAAGCUUGAGAGAGACUGGCUAAGCUUGGGAGAGGCGGACGUAAGGUGAUCUUCUGUUCUGAUGGUUGUGUUCCUGCAUCUUAUUAAUUAUUUUUCCUCCACGGCUUCAUGCAACCUCUUUGUGACGUCAAAAUCUAUAUAUGUUAAUCCAUUUGUUUUUUUCGUUCCGUUCCGUCUUCGAGCAACAAGAUUUGAAGCAACAGACAUGAGUCCAGUACUGUAUAUGCUCCACACAUCAGUAGCAACAGCAAAAAAGAACAUUAACGAUCAUACUAACAAUUGCAGCAAUAAAGAUUACAUCGUUACAAUAAUAACAACAACAGUACUAGUAGCAGCAAUAAUAUUAAUGGGUUAAGAUUGCUGCGACAUGCCUACUGCGGGUGCUACUUCUGUUGUUGCUACUGCUGGUGCUGCUGUUGCUUGAGUUCAGUACGUUUUAGACUACGGAUUGAUGCUACAUUCUGCCAUGAUACCGGUGUGUGUGAAGGCCAGGUUUGUUGUUUGUAUAGUUAAGUUAUCGUCACUUGUCCUUUACGUGUCGCCACAGCGUGCAUUGUUUGCCCGGUUUACUUAUCUUUUCCCUCAGUUGUGAAGGGUUGUAGUACGUAUGUGCAUGUGGACUAGGCUGGGAGGUGUGGGUGGAGGACUUAACCGCGGCACACACACACACACACACACACACACACACACACACACACACACACACACACA